Molecule: messenger RNA, 501 nt
Organism: Caenorhabditis briggsae
Lineage: Eukaryota; Metazoa; Nematoda; Chromadorea; Rhabditida; Rhabditidae
Gene: Cbr-mrps-24
Product: Protein CBR-MRPS-24
Exons: 4
Coding region: 1-501 (166 amino acids)
Biological process (GO): translation
Cellular component (GO): mitochondrion
Source: RefSeq, a predicted model, not a curated record
AUGCUUCGAAGUCUUCAACAUGUAGAAUCCCACAUAAACCAAUGUCGUCGAAUUUCGACUACAUCUACACUUCUCAAGAACAGAGCUGGUAAAACUAAGUCAACAUCGAAUCGGACACAACUUCUGACUUAUGAGAUGGCUCAAAAACCGCAUCACAUCGGCGUCAGAAAGUCUUGGCUCACUUGGCAUUCACAAAACCUCGAAGAGUUCCGACAAUCACAACCACUGGUUGUCGCUCAAGACGAAGUCGUUCGUCGUUUCAUCAGAGGAUUCUUCCCGCAAAAUCUCGUAGUCAGCGGAAACGAGAUUGUGAUUAAACGACGAGGAAACGUGCUAAUUGUUGCUGGCUUCCUCCAGUAUUCUCGUAGACUGGACAUUCGGCGUAUCUACUGGAUGUUCGGAUUUGCAGAAGAAUUCCUAUCGAUUCUACUGAAACAGCCUGUGAAAUUGGAACUGUCGUUCGUGGAGUCGGAAGAGACCGUGGCAUACAACUACAUCUAA